This is a messenger RNA of Brassica oleracea var. oleracea, 1424 nucleotides long. RefSeq names its product probable WRKY transcription factor 74. Gene Ontology annotation, biological process: regulation of DNA-templated transcription. Gene Ontology annotation, molecular function: sequence-specific DNA binding; DNA-binding transcription factor activity. Lineage: Eukaryota; Viridiplantae; Streptophyta; Magnoliopsida; Brassicales; Brassicaceae. The record is from RefSeq and is a predicted model, not a curated record. Bases 186 to 1220 code for a protein of 344 amino acids. The transcript has 4 exons.
CAAAGACCCAACUCCACUCCACUGUCUCUUCUCUAUGCUUUUCCUUUUUCCUUUUUAUAUUUUAAUUCAUAUUGACAAAGCAGAAGAAAAGAUUUGUAUUUUAAUGGGGCUAAGGGAAUAUUUGUGAAAGAACCUCUUCCUCUCGGACGUAGAAGCUCUGAAGCUUGUGUGUGUGGAAGAAAAAAAUGGAGGAAGUUGAAGCUGCAAACAAAGCAGCAGUGGAAAGCUGUCAUGGAAUCUUGAAUCUCUUGUCACAACAAACCAAUGAUCCUAAAUCCCUACUGGUUGAAACAAGAGAAGCAGUUAUCAAGUUCAAGAGAGUCACUUCUCUUUUGACUAGAGGGUUAGGAGGUCAAAGAAAGAUCAAAAAACUCAACAACAACAACAACUACUACAAGUUUAUGUCUCCUUUGUUGCCCCAACACAUCUUCUUGGAAAGUCCCAUUUGCAGUAAUAAUGCUAUAACCGGUUGCGUUCCAGUUCUAGCACCAAAGCCUCUUCAGGUUAUACCACCUGCUGCUCCUAGUUAUGGUGAACAGAGACCGGUUCACCCUCCACCUAUGAUGCUUAACCAUAAAAUGUGUGUUGACAAGUCGUUUCUGGAGCUAAAGCCACCGUCUCUUCGAGCUGUUGAUCAAAAGCCAUAUCAGUAUAUCCGUAACCACCAGCAAGGAGUGUACUAUAGGAGCAACAGUGGUUUAAACCUAAAGUUUGAUGGGUCUGGUGGUGGUGGUAGUUGCUAUUCCCCAAGUGUUUCCAACGGCUCAAGAUCGUUUGUGUCAUCUCUUAGUAUGGAUGGGAGUGUGACGGACUACGAUAGAAACUCGUUUCAUUUGAUCGGAUUACCUCAGGGGUCUGAUCAUGUAUCGCAGCAUUCCAGGAGGACAAGCUGCUCUGGUAGUUUGAAAUGUGGAAAUAAGAGCAAGUGUCAUUGUUCUAAGAAAAGGAAGUCGAGGGUGAAACGAUCCAUCAAAGUACCUGCAAUCAGUAACAAGAUUGCAGAUAUACCACCAGAUGAAUACUCAUGGAGGAAGUAUGGACAAAAGCCAAUAAAGGGUUCUCCUCAUCCUAGGGGAUACUAUAAAUGCAGCAGCGUGCGAGGUUGUCCAGCAAGGAAGCAUGUUGAACGAUGUGUAGACGAAGCUUCGAUGCUUAUUGUGUCUUAUGAAGGCGAGCAUAACCAUGCGAGAAUGCUCUCCUCCCAGUCAGCUCACACCUGAUUAGCUAAACCGGUCUAGUAGCUGCGAUCUGCAAGUGUAAAUUCUACCUUGAACGUAGGUUAUCGUGCAUCACAAGUUUGGUUUCAGCCUUAUCUAUAUAUAGAUAUUGUUAUAAAUGUCAUAAUCUAGAAUGUUUUUUUUUGUAUCAGUUGUUGAACUAAUGUAUCUGAUAUGAUUCGGUUCCUCUCUGUUUUUACAAGUCCA